AUGGCGGAUGGCAUGCUCUUGAACUUUGCGGCAGGUCCGACUGCUGGGCCUGUGGCACAGAAGUUCAGAGGAGGCUCGUGGAAGGACCGGGUGCGCGCCAAAAAAGCGGCACGUUUCAAUGCCAUGCGAAGAGACGGGCAGCAAUCGAAGCCUACAGAUGGAACGCCCAGAACUGGUCCGAACGCCGAAGACUUCCCUGAUGAACGGCCUCCCAAGCGAAGACGUAACGACGACUCGAAGUCUCAGCAUGCGACGACGACAGCAUCAGCAAAAGCAUUCGAGAAGAAGCCACAUUCAGCGAUUCGUAUCAACCCAGAUGGCUUCGUGUCCUCGCUUUUCACCUCUAACCCGGUCUCGAAGUCAGCAGAAACAGAGCUUGAGGCAGAUGCAACACCGGCACAGCCAUCAAACGCACCUCUUAUAGAUGGCCUCGACACUUUCACCUCGCUGGGGCUCUCCCCCACGAUCGCAGCCCAUCUACUCACGAAGAUGGAGUUGAAGAAUCCCACAGCCAUACAGAAGGCGGCAGUGGCGCAGAUGCUGAAAGAAGACUCUGAUGCAUUCAUUCAGUCCGAGACAGGAUCAGGCAAGACCCUGGCGUAUCUGCUACCAAUCGUUCAGAAGAUCAUGAACAUGAAGCCGGAGGGAAGUGAGACAGGUAUACAUCGUGAUUCUGGAUUGUUCGCCAUCAUUAUGGCUCCUACGAGAGAACUAUGCAAGCAAAUCUCUGUAGUCCUGGAACGGCUUCUAGCUUGCGCGCAUCAUAUCGUGGCAGGAACGGUGACGGGUGGUGAGCGCAAGAAGUCGGAAAAGGCACGGCUGCGGAAAGGACUCAACAUCCUGGUCGCCACGCCCGGUCGGCUUGUCGAUCACCUUGACAACACCGAGGUGCUGGAUGUCAAAUGGGUUCGGUGGCUCGUCCUCGACGAGGGCGAUCGCCUUAUGGAUCUCGGCUUCGAGCAGGACAUUAGCAAGAUCAUCACAAGCCUAGACCAGAAACGACGUAAAGGAAGCCAGAUGGGACUGCCGGAAAAGCGAACAACUGUGCUUUGUUCGGCAACGUUGAAAAUGAAUGUUCAGAAACUCGGCGAGAUCACUUUGAAGGAUGCAGCACUAAUCAAGUCCGACGAAGCCGUCACAACGUCUUCCAGCGAAGCGUCUGCCUCGACGGCUUUUCUUGCUCCUGCACAACUCAAACAGUCCUACAUUGUGGUGCCCUCGAAACAGCGCCUCGUCACGCUCACUGCGCUUUGCAGAAGAAUCUUCGCUCGCAAAGGCUCUGUGAACAAAGCCAUCGUCUUCAUAUCCUGUGCUGACAGCGUUGACUUUCACUUCUCAGUACUCACACGCAACGCGACUUCUGCCACCCCAGACACACCACCAGAAGACCUACCCAACGAAGUUCGGCAGUCGCCAGAUCUCACUACAACUUCGCCCAUUACACUCUACAAGCUCCACGGCUCCCUUCCGCAACCCACCCGCACAGCCAUAGUUCGCAAGUUCCACGCAGCCACGACGCCGUCUCUCCUCAUAGCAACCGAUGUGGCCUCACGCGGCCUCGACCUCCCUAACCUCGACCUCGUCAUUGAGUACGACCCCGCGUUUUCAUCGGAUGACCAUCUCCACCGGAUCGGACGCACUGCACGCGUUGGUCGGGACGGUCGUGCCAUCAUUUUCCUCCUCCCGGGCUCUGAGGAAGGCUACGUCUAUGUCUUGCGGUCAUCGUUCAAGCCGGACCUAGACAAUCCCGCCAGCAGUUCAGUAACGUCGCGCUCUACGGAGGAGGUCCUCCGGAAAGGGUUCUCGCCCAAUGUGGAUAGUUCGGGGAAGGAGUGGGAGACGAAAGCGACUGAUUGGCAGCUGGAGGUGGAGAGAUGGGUGAUGGCUGACAGGGAAAGGCUGGAGGCAGCAAAGAGCGCGUUCCAGAGCCACAUACGAGCCUAUGCGACGCAUAUUGCGAAGGAGAGGGUUUGGUUCGAUAUCAAAGAACUGCAUCUGGGUCAUACGGCGAAGAGCUUUGGGUUGAGAGAUGCGCCUGGUGGAAUGAAUGUCAAGGGCAUGAGAGGCAAGAAUACUGGUGGCGUCCAGGCAAAUGUUGGCAAAAGGAGGAGGCCGGUUGGAGGUGCUGCAGAAGCAGGCAAGGUGGAUGUGGAAGACACUGGUGACCAGGACGAGGCUGCAAGAAAAAUGCGCGAUGUGGUUAGGAAGCAGAGAAACAUGAUGCUGGGUGCCGGUGGUGCUGAUGAGUUCAACCUGGCCUGA
Messenger RNA from Cyphellophora attinorum, 2262 nucleotides. Its product is annotated as ATP-dependent RNA helicase dbp7. The transcript has a single exon. Gene Ontology annotation, molecular function: nucleic acid binding; ATP binding. NCBI's taxonomy places the organism in Eukaryota, Fungi, Ascomycota, Eurotiomycetes, Chaetothyriales, Cyphellophoraceae. The record is from RefSeq and is a predicted model, not a curated record. Bases 1 to 2262 code for a protein of 753 amino acids. Gene Ontology annotation, cellular component: nucleus. Gene Ontology annotation, biological process: ribosome biogenesis.